Molecule: messenger RNA, 3747 nt
Organism: Nematolebias whitei (Rio pearlfish)
Lineage: Eukaryota; Metazoa; Chordata; Actinopteri; Cyprinodontiformes; Rivulidae
Gene: cfap61
Product: cilia and flagella associated protein 61
Exons: 23
Coding region: 1-3747 (1248 amino acids)
Source: RefSeq, a predicted model, not a curated record
AUGCCUACCACCUGCCACAACGUGAAGACCACCUGCCACAACGUUAAGACCACCUGCCACACUGUUAAGACCACCUGCCACAACGUUAAGACCACCUGCCACAACAUUAAGACCACCUGCCACAACGUUAAGACCACCUGCCACAACGUUAAGACCAUCUGCCACAACGUUAAGACCACCUGCCACAAUGUGGAGGUAACAUCAACAGGAAGCUCCUCAGCAAACGCGUUCUGCAUUCACCUCCUCAGUCUGAACAAGAAAUAUGAAACGAGAUCAGCCGAGUGUUUGCCAUAUCUGUUCCAGCUCUUUCCUGACCGGGUCUACUGCCUCCUCACCGUUCCCUCCAGCUGUCCCAGGUUCCCCCUGUGGCAGAACUUUGUUUGGGUCCCAUCAUGGUCCAGCAGCUCACUGCCCAGCAGUCUCUGGGCUGCAGCAGGGGGCGUAGCCAUCUCAGGGGCUGCAGGAGGGGACGUAGCCAUGUCAGGGGCUGCAUUAGGGGGCAUAGCCAUGUCAGGGGCUGCAGUACGGGGCAUAGCCAUGUCAGGGGCUGCAGCAGGGGGCGUAGCCCUGUUAGGGGCUGCAGCAGGGGGCGUAGCCAUCUCAUGGACUGCAGUAGGGGGCUUAGCCAUCUCAUGGACUGCAGCAGGGGGCUUAGCCAUCUCAGGGACUGCAGCAGGGGGGUUAGCCAUCUCAGGGGCUGCAGCAGGGGACAUAGCCAUCUCAGGGGCUGCAGCAGGGGACGUUGAGUUGUCAAUGGUCAUUGAGGCUGUCGACUCUUCUGUGGACGUCAACCUGGGGACUUCUGCAGACCUUGAGACCUCCGUGGAUGUGGAGACCACCUCAGGAGCUGCUUUGGUGGCUGUGAGACCGUCCGUGGUCGUUGAAGUGUCCGUAGUCGUCGAAGCGUCCAUAGUUGCCGAAGUGUCCGUAGUCGUCGAAGCGUUUCCAGUCGUUGAAGCGUCCAUGGUCGUCAAGUCCUCUGUGGAUGUCAACAUGGGGACCUCUGUGGAUGCCGAGUCUUCUGUGGACAUCAUCCUGGGGACCUCUGCAGACGUCAAGUGUUCUGCGGACGUCAACCUGGGGACCUCUGUGGACAUCGAGGCUGUAGCAGACUCUGGAUUGGCUGCAGCAGACUCUGGACCAGCUGCAGCAGACUCUGGACCAGCUGCAGCAGACUCUGGAGACUCUGGACCAGCUGCAGCAGACCCUUCGAAGGUGGAGGUGAGACCAGCAGUUCCUUCAGACCGACCUGCUGUCUCUGAUCUGGUGAAGAAUCUGGACCUGAACCAGUCUAUUUUACAGGACCUGGACUGUUUCUACAGGACCCGCAGUGACCAGGGAUCGGUGCCGCUGCAGGCCUUCAUCACUCAAGUUGACGGUGAGGUCGUUGGGAUCAUCAUCAUCAGAGAUGAGCAGGAUGUCGAGUACCUUCGUGCUCGCUUCAACUUGGAGAACUUCAUCUACUUCAGCCACCAUCGGUACGAUGAGCACGCUCACGUUCUCCACCAUGUCCUCAAAUGCUGCUUCCAGAACCUCGCCACACACCUGUUCAAGGAGGUCCUGAGGCUGGCCCACAAAACCUGCCUGUACCACAGAGUCUACCUGCCCCGGUACCAACAGACCUCCUGCGUCCACCCUCUGGACUCCGUCCUGGACUGCGCAGUCCCUGUUGGACCCCGGCAGCAGAUCAUCUACCCGCUGGAGGAGCUUGGCAUCAACGGCCCAUCCCGGCAGCUCACAGAGGACCAGGACCCGUUUGCUCUCAGCCUCAUUAGCAGGAAGUUAACCAUGGAGCCAAAGGUCACCGUUAACAGCAGGAUUGUGGUGGUGGGGGCUUCAGACACUGCUUUGUCCUUCCUCGAGGUGCUCUGUUUGUGCCCUCACCUGAAGUUCACCAACCUGGUUCUGGUUUCGACCCGUGGUCUCGUCAGUCCUUGCGAUCCAGAAGACAGCUUCUUGUCCACGAGCCACGCCUACAGCACCAGAGACCUGGCCCAGAUUCCUCUGCUCCUCUGCGUCACGGUUCUGACCGGCAAGAUGGUCCAAAUCAGACGCCAGUCCAAAUACAUCGUGCUGUCCGGUGGUGAGAAGGUUCUGUACGACCGUCUCAUCCUCUGCACGGGCCUUCAGUACCGGGUACCAUGUCCAACCGGUGUGGCUGGGACCCAGCUGCAGGAUCUGGACCUCAGGUACCGUGGACUCGUCCCGUCCAACCUCCUCACCAUCAACGAUGUCCACGACUGCACGCUCGCCCGCCGCUGGCUCCGUGCCAACUUCACACAGCAGGACGAAAACGCCGUGGUCUUUGGAAGCAGCGUGGACGUGUACACCACUGUGCAGACUCUGCUCCGCCUCGGGAUCCUUGGAGCUCGAAUCCACCUGGUCCUCCCUCCUCCAGAACCGGGUCUACCCUGCUUCCCAGACCCAGCUGUGGCGAACGCCGUGGCUGCAGCCAUGAAAAACGCCCAAGUCCACGUCCACCCCAACUGUGUUCUGGCUCGCAUCGACACCGGAGAGCGACCCGACCUGAUCACAUCCGUCUCCUUCAGCAGCGCCUCGACGCCCGUCCAUCUGCAGUGUGGAGUGUUCAUCAGCCUGUCCAACAAAGGUGUGGACUACGAUGUGUUGGACAGCGUCCGCAGCUCCUUCCUGGCCUUCGACUCCAGGCUCAUCAUUGACGCCUCCUUUCACACCACAGACCCGUUGAUCUACGGAGCUGGACCUCUCACCAGGUUCUCCUGCAGGUGCUUCUCAGACAGAUGCUCCCACGCAAACGUCAACUCCAAGGAAGUGGGCCAGGACCUGGCGGCCACCAUACUGGCCCUGUUUGACCCGACACAGGAGGCCCACAACCAGCCUGAGACGGAUCGUCUGGUCCCGCUCUACAAUCGGCCCAAGGUUCAAGGUGGACAGCUUCCAGGAGGGUUUACCUACCUGCACGUGACCGGACCACAGGGGACUGACCCGUCAGGUCCUCGUGUUCAGGAUGGAGAGAUCAUGACGGGCCGAGCAGAGACCGGGAACUACUUCUGUUUGCAUCUGGACCACCAUGACCUGGUGGAGACACUCACAUGUCUGUCCCUGAAGCCCCUCCCUGUCUCAAACUACCUGAGUCUGUACGGAAAGCACCAGGAGCUACUGGGUCAGCUGCAGAACCGCUACCACCAGGGUCUGAUCCAAGACCUGUACAGUUUCUUUAGACAGAGUUCCUUGUUGGCCGUUCUCCACGACAGGUUCUCUGACUUCCAGAAAGAACUGAAGCCACUGAGCAGUUCUAAACACAAGGAGGUCCGAGGUGCCACGAGGAGCAGCGCCGCCAGGUUUCUCACCUACAACCAGAACCAGCUGCCCAUGUUAGGCCCCGCCCCCUUCCCCAGCUCAGCUGGAAACAUGGUGCAGCGUUACCGUGACCAACAUGAGAGAACGUACGGUUUCCUGGAGCCCUUCAUGUGCAAACUGGGUCUGACCGCACAGAACCUGUCCAGUCUGCCCCUGCUCACCGUGAUGGAGCAGGUGAGGGAGGUGUUGGCAGCAGAACCAGAUGGUAUCAGUGGACGAGUGCUGAUCAGCUGCACCGGUGUUCACGGUCCCUACAAGGGUGAGCCCUCUGCUGCACUCUGUAAGAGCAUCACUGCCUGCAGCUCCUCGUCCAAGAUGGCCGCUAAUUACCACCAGCUGUCGGCCAUCAACCUGAUGAGGAUCAUCCACUACUACCCGGAGAAAACCCACACAAAGGAGCACGAAUGA